AAGAGCAUGUGGACACUUGGCAGUGGCAGUCCAGGUGAGCGCUCUGCAAGUUCUGUGACUGCUUUGAACUUCUCCGAGAAAUGGAGUGAAUCCACGGUCAAGGGAAACACUCUGGACAAGAGAUAGAAGAGGUACAAGCCUGUGAAAGAUCAAUGGGAAGAGCAGUAGAAAGGGCCAACGAGCCCAGCCCAGCACAACCUGCGUCAGGAAACCAGUGUCAUCUGAGCUUAUGUAAACCAGGCACGUGAAAGUCAAACUACUUCAAAUUGUAGAAGGUCUCCCAUGCCUUUAGGCACCUACCUGGCUUUCCCUUGGUUUGUGCUUGUAUUUCCAUUCUACAGCGUUGCCAGGCAAUGCAUUCUGGUAUUCUUGGUGGUUAGGUUCUGCUACUGCCAGGGAGUCCCUGAAGCACCAUGAUGAAGAACCAGUCCUUCUGAGUGUGAGCUCGUGUUGAGAUGGAUCGGUGUUGUACGGGGCUGCGUCACCACCUUCGGGAAUUCUGGACUGUCACUGUGAAGGGCUGUUUUGUAAAGAAAGAGGAAGAACUUAUCCCUUCAUCUGAGAGUAUUUUUCACAAAGAAAAAAUUGUGUCACUUGGCUGUACCUUGAAGGACCCUUCUGAAACCAUUGAAAAGAGAGCUCAAGCUGCCCAGAGGAUCGGCCUGUUGGCUUUCACAGGAGGACCAAAUGCGGGGAAAUUUGCAGCUGAGUACAUGCCGGAAGUAGCUCACUUGUUGCAAUGUGAGAUGAGCGUCAAGCCAAAGAUCCUGCUGCUCCAGAGUGUGGCAUGUUGGUGUCACUUAAACCCUUUCAGCCAGAAAAAAGCCAAACAGCUGCAAUUUAUCCCCAUUCUCCUCCAUCUUUUAGAAUAUGAUCUUGAUUGUACUAUCAAAAGUGAAAAAAAGAGCAGACUCCUCAUUAAGUUUUGGACUUGCUAUACUCUCUCUGUCAUGACGUGCAAUAAUCUGUCUUAUGUAAGGGAGCUUCGAGACAGCAGUGAACUAAAAUACCAUUUGCAAAUAUUGGCUAUGGAAAAUUGGUCUGGAUGGUCUGAAAAUUUUGCAGAGGUGUUGUAUUUUCUCAUUGGUUUUCACAGGAAUUAGUUUCUAUGAGUCGGGUAUGAGGAUGCAACUGCCUGUGUCCCUAUAUUACUCUGGAAAGGUGAAAUGAAUAAAAUCAACACAUUAUUCUUAA
Messenger RNA from Ochotona princeps (American pika), 1194 nucleotides. It is a transcript of the gene ARMH2, whose product is annotated as armadillo like helical domain containing 2. The transcript has 2 exons. The record is from RefSeq and is a predicted model, not a curated record. NCBI's taxonomy places the organism in Eukaryota, Metazoa, Chordata, Mammalia, Lagomorpha, Ochotonidae. The coding region runs from base 456 to 1103 and encodes 215 amino acids.